UCCCCCACUAGUUAUGAGAGUUUCGGUGGGGUGGAGUAGUGGUAGUUACGGUUUGUUGCCCCCCAGCACCCCAACUCCAACUCCUCCACUCGCCAGCCCUGACCCUGGCUGAGGUUGGGGUGGUCAGCUUGGCUUGAGACUCCACAGUAAGGAAAGGACUCUUCUCUUCCUUUCUUCGGCCUGCUUUAUCUGGAAAUAGGGAAAAUGAUUGAUUGAUGGAUUUUUGGUAGGGGAGGAGUGAAUGUGCGUUUUUGGUUGGAAAACAGUGUUUCAAACUUAGUAGGUGGGGUGGGGCAAGGCCUGGGAGAGUUACUUAGGAAUGUAACUGUUAGGGGAAGUGUAAAAAAAAAAAAAUCCCACUUUCUUUUGCCUGUUGUUUUUUGUUUGUUUUGAAGUGGAAUGUGGGUCUCGAAUUCUUGACGGGCAGUGAUGAGCCUAUCUUUGGGGGAAACUAUACAGAAAGAUAAACAGUGCUUAUUGAGAAGAUUUUCUGUUGCUCCCUUUGUGAAGUUAAGGGAAGGGAUGAAAGGAAGUACAGCAAUUGUUUUGUGUAUUUUUUUUUUGUUUUGUUUUUAAAUGGAGACCCUUGGUUUUGUCUUUUAUUAGACAUCUGUCUGGAGUUGAAGUGGAAACAAUCCACUUACAAGUGUAACCAGAGCUACCCAGGCCUUUGGUUGCACUUGGAUUUAGAGUUUAAUUUUUUAGAUUUUUUUUCCUUUUUGUUUUUAUGUUCAGGAAUAUAUGUGGUAGUGGUAGUGCUUCCUUUCUUUUUCUUCCUUUUGGUGACACCUCAAAGGUACAGGACUGUUUGGUUAAUUAUUUAAAUUUUGAAUUCAAGAUAGAUAAGUAGAUACUAUUUUACUGGAAAAGAAGUCAGGAAAGAUUCCUUUGGCCCUGUUUUUGGGCUCUGAGUUGUCUUUAAAAUAAACACAUAGGCACUGGGCCUACAGAUCAGUUUAGCAAUAGUUUGAAAGGUGUAAUUUCUAGUAUUGAUACAGUUCUACUUGAGCUUUUUUGGUUGAGCAUGUGUGCAAAAGUGAGAUCCCUCUGAAGAGUAUGACCUGACAUUUAAUCAGUCUUAUUUUAAAAGUUUACUUCUGUUUUAACAUGUGCGAAAUCUUCUUCCUUUAUUCUAGGCAUCCCAUGAAAUACUGACUUGAGGUUGGAUUAUCUUGAAAUCCACCUGACCACUGUCUUACAUCACUAAAACCACAGGACAGAGGCCUCGAAGAGGAAUCUACCUUGGUUGGCAAAUCCGGCCUGACAAAGAAAUACCUUUUAAAAGUUGAAUUUUGAUAACUUUUUCAUCUGCACUUUAUGGAUAAUGAGAUCAAGUCAAAUCAAUGUUCCUGCUGAUACAAAAGUCUUAGAUGAAGAAGGUUUGAAAGUACAAUCAUUUGUGAGAGACAAAAAAUCCUAAUUUUUAUUUUAUUUUUUUGAGGUGAGACACAAAUCUUUUAGGUCUACAGAAUCCUGUGGAGUUUCUGUGCAUCAUCCGUGGGAAAGUCCACUCUAGUCUGCUUUUGAGGAGCAGUUAAUAAGCAUUGUAUGGUGUGUGUGUCUCCUUUCUAAACUCAUUAUGAGUGCCCAGGCUUCCCCAGCAGAAAAGGGACUGAACCCUGGAUUGAUGUGCCAGGAAAGCUAUGCUUGCAGUGGGACAGAUGAAGCUGUCUUUGAGUGUGAUGAGUGUUGCAGCUUACAGUGUCCCCGCUGUGAAGAGGAACUACAUAGGCAGGAGAGGCUCCGCAACCAUGAGCGACUGAGGCUUAAGCCUGGCCAUGUCCCUUAUUGUGACCCCUGUAAGGGCCCCAAUGGGAACUCCCCUGGGGUUAGGCAGAGGGCAGCAGUGAGGUGCCAGACCUGCAAAAUCAAUUUGUGCCUGGAAUGUCAGAAAAGGACUCAUUCUGGGGGUAGCAAAAGAAGACAUCCAGUUACCAUCUACCAUGUCGGUAAGGCACAGGAACAGCUGGAAGGAGAAGGCAUGGAUGAGGAAACCAAGAGGAAGAAGAUGACAGAGAAAGUUGUGAGUUUCCUCCUAGUGGAUGAAACUGAAGAAAUUCAGGUAAUAAAUGAAGAAGACUUUAUUAAGAAACUGGACUGCAAGCCUGACCAACAUCUGAAGGUGGUUUCCAUUUUUGGAAAUACUGGAGAUGGGAAGUCUCAUACCCUUAACCAUACCUUUUUCUAUGGCCGUGAGGUCUUCAAAACAUCCCCAGCCCAGGAAUCCUGCACAGUGGGGGUUUGGGCAGCCUAUGACCCAGUCCACAAAGUGGCAGUAGUAGAUACAGAAGGACUUCUGGGAGCUACGGUCAACCUAAGCCAGAGGACGAGGCUGCUGCUCAAAGUUCUAGCCAUCUCUGAUCUGGUCAUCUAUCGGACUCAUGCGGACAGGCUGCAUAAUGACCUCUUCAAGUUCCUUGGAGAUGCUUCUGAAGCCUACCUGAAACACUUUACUAAGGAGCUCAAGGCCACCUCUGCUCGCUGUGGCCUGGAUGUCCCUUUAUCUACUUUGGGUCCUGCAGUCAUCAUUUUCCAUGAAACAGUGCAUACCCAGCUGUUGGGUUCUGAUCACCCCUCUGAGGUGCCUGAGAAGCUGAUCCAGGACCGGUUUCGGAAGCUGGGUCGAUUCCCUGAAGCUUUCAGUUCCAUCCACUACAAAGGAACAAGGACUUACAAUCCCCCUACAGAUUUCUCUGGGCUCAGGCGGGCCUUGGAGCAGCAGUUGGAGAACAACACCACCCGUUCUCCCAGGCACCCAGGGGUCAUCUACAAAGCACUGAAGGCAUUGAGUGACCGCUUCAGUGGUGAGAUCCCUGAUGACCAGAUGGCUCACAGUUCCUUUUUUCCAGACGAAUACUUCACCUGCUCCUCCAUUUGCCUCAGCUGUGGGUCUGGAUGUAAAAACAGCAUGAAUCAUGGAAAAGAAGGAGUGCCUCAUGAAGCAAAGAGCCGCUGUAGCUACUCCCACCAGUAUGAUAAUCGGGUCUAUACCUGCAAAGCCUGCUAUGAAAGAGGAAAGGAGGUCAGUGUAGUGCCUAAAACAUCUGCUUCUACUGACUCCCCUUGGAUGGGUCUUGCAAAGUAUGCAUGGUCUGGGUAUGUGAUUGAGUGUCCUAACUGUGGUGUGGUAUAUCGUAGUCGGCAGUACUGGUUUGGGAAUCAAGAUCCUGUGGACACAGUAGUACGGACAGAAAUUGAACAUGUCUGGCCUGGAACAGAUGGAUUUUUGAAGGACAACAACAAUGCUGCCCAGCGCCUGCUAGAUGGGAUGAAUUUCAUGGCACAGUCAGUGUCUGAGCUGAGCCUUGGGCCCACAAAGGCAGUGACAUCUUGGCUGACGGACCAGAUUGCCCCCGCCUAUUGGAGACCCAACUCACAGAUCCUGAACUGCAACAAGUGUGCAACAUCAUUUAAAGAUAACGACACCAAACAUCACUGCAGAGCCUGUGGGGAGGGCUUCUGUGACAGCUGUUCAUCCAAGACACGGCCAGUACCUGAGCGGGGCUGGGGGCCUGCGCCUGUUCGGGUGUGUGACACCUGCUUUGAUGCAAGAAACGUCCAUUUAGAUGUUCCAGAGGCACAGGUGGACGAAGAAGGUGGGACUCUGAUUGCCAGGAAAGUGGGCGAAGCAGUGCAGAAUACCCUUGGAGCAGUAGUAACAGCCAUUGAUAUACCACUAGGUCUUGUGAAAGAUGCUGCCCGGCCAGCCUAUUGGGUGCCUGACCAUGAGAUCCUGCACUGCCACAAUUGUCGAAAGGAAUUCAGCAUAAAGCUUUCCAAACAUCACUGCCGGGCCUGUGGCCAAGGCUUCUGUGAUGAGUGUUCCCAUGACCGCCGAGCCGUCCCCUCUCGAGGCUGGGACCACCCAGUCCGUGUCUGCUUUAACUGCAAUAAAAAGCCUGGUGAUCUUUAACGCCAGCUCCCUCUCCAGGUCCUUCACAAUUCCUUAGGUUCUCAGGGUUAGAAACAAAUCUCUUUGGGGGUCUUCCCCUCCUUGACCUGGUAGCCUAUUGUAGUGUGUGCCCUCUUUCCUAGUAUCCUUGGGGCUCUACCACCUCCGUAUGGGAGGCCAAGUGUCAAGUUGGGGGUCAGAUCAGGACUGAAGGCCUAAAUCCCUCGGGGUGGGGGGACUGGGCAGCUCAUUUAAAGGUGAGUGAACCAGAAUCCGUUGCAUUUUAUUCCAGUUUAAAAAAUAAAAUAUAAAUACAUAUAUCUAUAAUUAUAAAUAAAUAUAUAUAAAUACAAAGAAAUUGUGUGCUAAGGAUGCAGUUGACUACUGAAUCCUUAACACAAAGUUACCGGCGCAGGGAAAAAUGGUAGCAAGGGUUCUUCCCUGCGAGGCUGGGCUAGGUCCAAAGCCAUCGCAUUGCUUGUUAGCCUUUUGCUUGUUCUCUUAAAGCAUUUUAAAGCCUUUCUUUCCUUCCUAUCUCAUCUUCCUCAAUCAAAGGGUGGACUCCUCCGGCUGCUAAGGACACUAAGGCUUUAUGGUAUAAUGCUUUCAACAGCUGUGUGGGGAGUUCUACCCUUUGGUGUUCGGGAGGACUUAAAUUCCAAUUCCUUGGCUAAGCCUGUUUCAAUCAGGAACCACCCACCUUCAAGUGCAGGUCACUAGAAUGAAUGGUGGGUGAGGGGCUAUGGUUUUGGAAUUAGGUUUCAGCCUCUAGGAAAGUCAGGGUGUGGGUAUCAGACCACCUCCUGGAUUUGAGAGCACAGGAAGAAGAUAAGUUCUCCUAUGCUCCUUUUUAAAAAAGGUAUCUUUACUUACUGUUGGGGUUUUGUCUAGGCUUUUCUAAGAUGCAGGGGACCCUUCUCCAAAAUUUAGCACCUGGGUACCUUCCCUCACCUACUUACUUCCCCUUAAAGCCUGUGACUUACUUCCAAGUGUUGCCCUAGAAUUUUAAUGCUUGUUUUAAAGUGUCUUAUUCUUGGUUCCCAAACACAUGAGCCCUCUAAUUAUUAGAGGGAUGACCGUGAGUAAUCUUCCAGGGACAAAGAGCACAGAUUGGACUGUUCAAAGUUUUAUUAAAACAUAUAUAUGUAUCUAUAUCUGUGUGUGUAUACAUGUCUAUAUAUGCACAGACAUACAUACCUGUAUAUAUGUUAUAACAGAGCACAUAGAAAACAAAAUUCCAUCAUCUCUUCAGUCCUUACAAGAGAUAUCAAAUGGACUUCUGUUUAUCAAGGUACCACGGACCUCCAUCCCUGACCAUGAGGUGACUGGAACGAGACUGUUUUUGCUAAAAUAAUCUUCUGUGGUGGAUUUUAUCUUCUAUGGCCAAAAACUAAUUAAAAAGCAACAAAAUUCUGGACGUGAACUAAAUGGAAAGUUUGCCCCUUAACGAUGGAUGGUGUGUGUGUGUUGGAGGGGCAUCCCAUCUGAGAGACAGUUCAUGAUCAUGGGUAGCCAGAAUUGGGUCCUAUUCAGAGACCUGUUCCCUUACUGUCUCCUUAUAGCACAGUGGCUGAGGCCCUCCUUCUAGAACUGUAUAUUAUUAAAUUAACUGUUAUAAAGGAAUAUUCCUUCUGAAA
Trichosurus vulpecula (common brushtail) is the source of this 5529-nucleotide messenger RNA. It is a transcript of the gene ZFYVE1, whose product is annotated as zinc finger FYVE-type containing 1. NCBI's taxonomy places the organism in Eukaryota, Metazoa, Chordata, Mammalia, Diprotodontia, Phalangeridae. The record is from RefSeq and is a predicted model, not a curated record. The transcript is spliced from 11 exons. The coding region runs from base 1580 to 3913 and encodes 777 amino acids. Gene Ontology annotation, molecular function: metal ion binding.